Molecule: messenger RNA, 2735 nt
Organism: Salmo salar (Atlantic salmon)
Lineage: Eukaryota; Metazoa; Chordata; Actinopteri; Salmoniformes; Salmonidae
Source: RefSeq, a predicted model, not a curated record
AGCUGUUCUGAGCUAUGUCAGAAGAUGACAGAUACAGUUGUAGUGGAGGGACAAGUUAAAUUCAGAGAUGGCAAAAAGUGGAAGAGUCGUUGGGUCACGUUGCGGAAGCCGUCCCCGGUCGCAGACUGCCUCUCUCUCCUGGUCUACCGGGAUAAGUCCGAUAAGGUCAGGGGUCGUCGUGAGCGGCUGCAGAUGACCUUGGAGGGGAUCUGUGGAGUGGAGCCGGGGUUAGGCUACGACGGGGUGACCUACACCCUCACCAUCCUCUGUCUGGGACACACAGUGGGACUGGGCUUCGACAGCAGAGAGGGGCUGACGGCAUGGGACGCUAGGCUGAGAUACAGCCUGGGAGAAGUCCACAGGUUCAGUGUAGGAGUUCAGCCAGGAACUAAGCUAGAGAGUGGUCCUGCCACCCUGCACCUGUGCAACAACCUAUUGGUCCUCACUAGGGACCUCCCACCGGCCGUGAUUGGCCAGUGGAAGCUGUCAGACCUGCGUCGCUAUGGCGACGUGCCCAAUGGCUUUGUGUUUGAGGGCGGCACUAGAUGUGGAUACUGGGCUGGUGUAUUCUUCCUGUCCUGUUCAGAAGGAGAGCAGAUCAGUUUCCUGUUUGACUGUAUAGUCAGAGGCAUCUCUCCUAGUAGAACACCCAGUGGCCUCAGACCUAACCUACCAGAUCCCAGUGCUAGCCGGUCCUCCUCAGAGGAGAGGAUCAACCAUGAAACAUCGGAUCUAGAGAGAAGACUCAGUAUGCUGUCUCACAGCAGUAGACAGAGCAGUACAGCCUCCACCUCCAGUUACAGCACCUCUGUUGCCGGGGACGACCGCAGCAGUAUCUCUUCCUCCUCCUCCAGCCAAUCAGACGCCAGCUACGGAAGCCACUUCCCUUUAUGGCCAGAGCCAAAACGCCCCACUUCCUCAACCGAGACCCUGUCGGCCCCUCCCACUGCGAGGCCCUCGACCAAUCUGGACGAGGAUCUCUAUAAUGCUGUCAUGAACCGCCCCCCUUUCAAACCGCCUUCCCACUCUCGCAGUCUCCACGACAGCGGGCGCCAAAGCUCAUUGGACAGCGGGAUAGGCAUCGCCACGGCCAGCAGCCAAUCGUCUUACUCUGGGAGCUUCUCUUCCUGUACGGGCAGCCUGGACACAGCCAGUCAAGGAGGAGGGGAGGAGUUUGGGUCUGUCCUUAGUCUACCUCCCCCUCUUCUCUCUCUACCUCCUCCCUCUCUUCCUCCCCCUCCUCCCUCUCUACCUCCUCCACCUCCUCCUCUGUCCUUAAGGACGCCUGAGCCCGGCCCUCUCUUCCCCCCUACUCCCUGCUCCUGCCCCCCGUCUUGCUCCUCCUCCUCCUCCAGGACUAGUGGUUAUAGCUCUGGCGCCCCUCGGUGGCAGAGUGAGGAGUACCAGGCACCCAGCCUUCUCAGACUACAGUACGACAGCCCCAGGAACCUCCUGCACACCCUGGCCUUCAGGGAUCCUCCACCCCAGAGAGGAGCACCCGAACUGGGCAGGGACAGGUGGCUCGGUGGGGAUGGAGGUCAAGGACAGAUCCAGGGGAAUGGAUAUCCUUACCUUCCCUCCAGCCCCACUGAGGCCUCUCUCCAGCGGGUAGGCACCCCUAGGCAGGCCCCUGUAGAACGGCCCCUAUCCUGGAGCAGUGAGAGAGCGCCCCCUGUGGACAGUGGUGAUCGGUGCAGCAUCAUGUCUGCUAGGCUCACACCCAGACCUCUGCUGUUACCUGGCUGUCCAGUGUGUGGAGGAACACAGACAAACAGCCCUUCACAUUCAAGACUCUCCCUAACACCAGAUCCACCACUCCAGUGUAGAGAGGUAGGGAGGGGUGAGGUGGGCCUCUCUCACCCUCUACAACCACCCUAUUCCCCCCCACCUCCCCCCGGCACCAUGACGCCAAGCAGACAGACCUCAGUCUCUGGUGGGAGAUUCUUUAAGUUUCCUCCGGAUUCUUCCACCAUGAUGACGUCAUCAGUCCUGGACAGGCGUCACCAUCACCAGACCGACCCCAGUGUGAACUACGUCAACAUCCCCGUUAGCCCUGCGGCUAAAGCUAACAGAGCUGGCAGAGAGCUGCUCUACAUGGAGCUGGAUCUCCAGCCCGAGCCCUACGGUGGGCCAGUUUCCACCAACACCACUGCAGCGAGGGGUAACCCUUUGCAGCUGUGCAGACCCAUAGGGGGCUCCACCACAUACGCCCACAUAGACAUCACAGCUUCAGAGACAGCUCAGAGAGUAGGAGCAGAACACGCCCAGAGGAGAGAGGACAGGCUGAUGGAGCUGGAGGAGAACACGCCCAGGGGAGAGAGGAUAGGCUGAUGGAGCUGGAGCAGAACACGCCCAGGGGAGAGAGGAUAGGCUGAUGGAGCUGGAGCAGAACACACCCAGGGGAGAGAGGAUAGGCUGAUGGAGCUGGAGGAGAACACGCCCAGGGGAGAGAGGACAGGCUGGAGGAGAACUCGCCCAGGGGAGACAGGAUGUAAAGGAGAGGCACCCUGCAGUGUCUCUCGCUCUCUCUCGCUCACACAUCUACCUGAAAUUAUUUGAGUGUUUUCUUGUAAAUAGUAACUGCUUUGUUUGCCAAGAGAUUAUUUAUUAACUUGUAUUAUAUUUAGCCACCCUUUGCCUUGAUGACAGCUUUGCAAACUCUUGGCAUUCUCUCAACCAGAUUCACCUGGAAUGCUUUUCCAACAGUCGUGAAGGAGUUCCCACAUAUGCUGAGC